This is a messenger RNA of Homalodisca vitripennis (glassy-winged sharpshooter), 2337 nucleotides long. RefSeq names its product calcium channel flower (gene fwe). The coding region runs from base 188 to 739 and encodes 183 amino acids. The transcript has 7 exons. NCBI's taxonomy places the organism in Eukaryota, Metazoa, Arthropoda, Insecta, Hemiptera, Cicadellidae. Gene Ontology annotation, biological process: vesicle-mediated transport. The record is from RefSeq and is a predicted model, not a curated record. Gene Ontology annotation, cellular component: membrane.
CUCUUAAAAUCUUUACAAAACUGUAUUUCACUACCCACCACCAGUGCCAAGUUGCAAUUCCGAAGAAAGGUGUUGGGGCUUGGGGGUGUUGGAGAAAACCCGAUAGUUUUCAGAUUGUGAUUGUUUCAGGACUAGACCUCUCAGGAUUGUCUGAAGCCUUAUUUUGAUCAGAUAAAAUCCAAUCAAAAUGUCGUUUGCAGAGAAAAUUGGGAGUUUGAUGCAAAGGCCAAAUGAAGAUCCAGUCAAUAAAGAUGAUGUACCUUGGUGGAUGAAAUAUGCUGGAAGAGGGCUAGGUACAGUUGGAGGAGGAAUGGCUAUUUUCAUGGGUAUGUGGAAUUGCGUGGGAAUUCUCCUAGGAGACGUCAGUUGCUUGAUAGGGGGAAUGUGGCAAAUGGUGGCUGGAUUUUUGACGAUAUCAGUUGAAGCCCCUUGUUGUUGCAUGUUCAUCGACUUCGUGCAGACGCUGAGCGACUGGGUGGAGAAACGCCCUUACUGGAACAGGGCUGUCUUCUACUUUGGGAUCGGUGUACCAGGAAUACUCUUCUGUCCCGGAUUUUCGAGCAUCUUUGGCAGUGGAAUGAUCAUCGGCACGGGAGUUAUCUACGGCAUGAUGGCGAUCGGUCGCAAAGGUUCUCGCCAGGAUAUGGCUGCGAUGGCGUCGUCUCCCAGUGGGGUGGUGACCCAGGCCGACCAUCACACCACACUGAUGGAGGACCCGGACGUAUGGCGUCCUACGUAAACACAUCAUCUUACGCUGCCACCAACACACCAGAGGGCAUCAGCUGAAGAAAUGAGACAGAACGCAACACAACUAGUAGAUAAUGCCCAACCAAUGGCACGGACAACAGCCCCCGGGAAAGUGCCCCCUGUGUGACCCCCUCCCCUCCUCUCCCCACUUCCUAUGUGUACUCCCCCUCAGCUGUGGCUUCUCGUUGUUUUCAACCCUCAAAUAGCUAUGGGAUCAACAAUCAUCAAGGUUGUUACAUGAUGUUGAAAUAUGUAAAUAAAUAUAUUUUAAUGUUAAACGGUUUCAUUAGACGUUACUGUACGGUCGGCAGGAAUACAUUUCACUGUUUGUUGUUUUCAUUAGUCAAAAAAUAAAAAGAUAUUGUUUUGUUGUCAUAUUUUAUAGGUUAGGAAUUUAAAGCAUGGCUUGUUUGAUUUGUUACCGUUGCUUUUCAAUGUGUAGGCAAGAAUACAAAGAGAAAUAUUAAAAGUGUGUUAUGAUAGUAGAAUCGCAAUAUGUCGAUGAAAUCAAAUGGUGGCUUGAUAGAUAGAUGAUUAGCCUGUAGUAUUAUGUCAGUGCUUUAUCUUGCCAAUAUAAAAUUAGAACGAAUUGGCCUAAAAUUGUAUUUUAUUUCUUUAUGUUAGUGGAAAAAAAUUAGACGUAUAAACUUUUGUCAAAGUGUAAUCGGAUAUAAUUAUGAAGAUAAUUUGUGCUGUAGAAGAAUUUUCUGGCAAGAUAUCUAUUUGAAUUUCCAAACGACAAUUUUAGAAAUUUCUAGAUGUUUUGAUUAUUACCAUUAGAAAAGAUUAGAUAGUUGUUGUAUUGUUGAAAUUGCAUAUCAGUGUGUCUAGAUUCUUAAAAUGUGUUCUAUAAAAUUUUUAUAGAAACCGUUAGUGAUGUGUAUAUUAGUGUGUUGACUAUAGUGAGAGAUUGUGUUUUAAGUGCUGCGUACACGUUUUUAGGCCACAGCUUCAGAGGGUGAAUGUUCAAAUUGUGUGUAGUCUCAGUGUAUAUGUCUGUCGUAAGCUAAACAAUGACUGAUUAUUUUAACCUCCACUACAUUCCCAUUAUUCAAGCUCAGUUUUUCACUUAUUUAUAAUAGCAUUGUUUGUAUUAGUUGUAAUGAAACAGGACGUUGGUAACUGCAUAAGUAUAUCAUGUGGUGUUUUGCUAUAGCCUACAUUGUCUACUCUGUUUCAUCAUUAUUAUCGUAAUGAAACAUUAUUUUAUUUAUUUGUUUAUAAACUCACUAUUAAUUAUUUAAGUGUGUAUGUAUUAUGUAUAUUUAGUUAGGUAGAAAAUAAAUAGAUUUAGAGAUUGAAUUGCAUUUAAAAAUGUCCACUACUCUAGCUAAUGUUUCAAUUGUUUGUUAGAACAGAAGAGAAAAACUAAAUGUUUUGUUGUUACAAUAAGAUAAUAGCAAUUAUUAAAUUAAAAAGUAAGUAAUUUUUUAAUUAAUAAAAGUUAUUACUUUAAAAAGGUAAGUUAUUUUUUUAAAGUGAAUUUUCAAAUUAAAAAUAUUGAUUUUGUGAUAUUUUAAAAUAACAUAAUACAAUAUAAUUUAAGCAAAUGAGGGCUGUCUAUAACUCAAAAAAAAAACAAAAACAAAA